This is a messenger RNA of Pocillopora meandrina, 3215 nucleotides long. The record is from the annotation of a GenBank genome assembly. NCBI's taxonomy places the organism in Eukaryota, Metazoa, Cnidaria, Anthozoa, Scleractinia, Pocilloporidae.
UGUAAGGGGAACAGAUUCACUUUGGUCAGGUAACCAAACAGGCGUAUCUCUGAAUAUCAACUGCUUUAUCCUAUCAAGUAAAGAACAACUCGUGGCCACUGAACUGAUUGUCGUGAGUCAUCAUUUCUAUUGAAGCAAAAUUGAUCAAUCAUACCUUAUUUCAUCUCUUAUAGGUCGAAUUUACUACUGCAAUGAGGAUGUACUUAGUGGUUCUCUUAUUGUCUUCAACCUUCUGUUAUACACAAGCUUGGCCUACACAAGAAGGCAAGUACUUGAAUAUGUUAUAUCUUAGCCGCAUUCGAAGAGGAGGAUCUAAAUCAGUUCUAAUAUGCGAGGCUCAAAAAUAGACUUUGUCAAUUCCUUGUCGCGCCGCAAUUUUUCAUUCCAUUCCGCCAUCCCACCGCAAUGAACAUUUUCAUCCCGAUCCCGUCUUUUAUUCUAUGCCGCCGAUCCCAUGUUGUUCAAGUUCACCGCCGUAUUUAAACUGGCGGACAAAUUAUAGUCAUCAUAAUAUUGAUAAUGUACUCUCAUUUCUCAUAACUCUCAUGAGGCAAAACCGAGCUUUAAAAUGCGUUAAAAUACGUGUUGAAGCCAAAGAAAAUCUCAGCGACACGUAGGCUUUGUCAUUUCAUACGUGGUUUAUUGGGAUUACUAAUUUAAGCCCGUUUAUAAAGCAAAUAAAUACUUUUUGAUGUUUCUUAGGUCGUGUAACCCAUAACUUGAGUUGAAUUUUGAUCUCGGCUACGACCAUCCUAUCCCGCCUUCGAAACAGAGCAUAUCCCGUUCGUACCCUUCUAUUUUCAUCCCGCAUCUCGCCUUUAAUAUUACUAACCCUCAUCGGGCACCUAUGAUUAUCGGGCCCUCAUAUGCCUGUGCAAAGUUAUGGAACAUUUUUCCUAUUGUGCGUGUUAUAAAGUCAACCCAUAAAGUAUCUAAACUGAUUCCGUCAAAUAAUUUUUAUCAGAAAAUUAUGAAGACUUCUCCAAGUAUUGAAAUCAUGGUCUGAUUACGUAAUUAUCCUUAAGGACUUGUGCGCAAGUUUCAAUCCAAGCAACGAAAAUAAGAAGUUUUUAUCAAAAAGACUUUCUAAGAUGAUCAACCAUGAGCGUGUCAAUCUUGAUGUAAGUCGCCAGAGAUAAUCAUAAUAUUCCUCCACCAUGGAGAGGAGAGUGAUGGCACCGGGAACAUGACAUCAAAAUUACUAACACUAAACGUUGAAGACAAGGACAAGCAACACGCUUUAAGUUACGAAUGAAGUUGGUCAGUUUGAGAAACGCAGGUCAACUGAGCAAAAUUGCAUCAAAGCAGUGACUGCUUUGAUGCAAUUUAGCUUGGUUGACCUUUAGGGGCUUUUUUAUACAAUCUCAGUCUGUAGCUGGUAUAUGUAUUUCUCCUGUUUUUCACAGUAAGAAGCGCCCUUGUUUGUGAAGGAGGGAAGCAAAAAAUCAGGUGCACACAUCAAAAGAUUCAGAUCAUUUCUGCAGUCUAUGGAAGAACAGACCGCUCCGUGUGUCAGUGGGGAUUGGAUUGGACGGUUGCUUGGUUAUGGAAUGUCAACUGCCGCGCAGCUAAUACAUUGGCUAUUGUUAAAAAUGAAUGUGAAACCCUGUCCGAAUGCGAGUUGCAUGCCAGCAACGCAGAAUACGGAGACCCGUGCUUCGGAACGAAGAAAUAUCUUACGGUAAAUAAUCGUUUAUUUUUACGUACGGUUUUCGAAAAAAUAAUUUGUUGCUCUUAAACCCAAAGGUCUGUGAUUUAUCUCUGUAAAUAGGACUAAGAAGUGUUUUUCUGUUCCGCACUCGUAACAAACUUUCAACACAUUUGUUCUCCUAUAUAUAUAUAUAUAUUGUAUAUGCAUUUAUGUUUUUAUCUGUCUAUCACUCAGCAUUAAUGUUAUUACGACUCUAUUGGCUACUUUACGUCACGUGGAACAAAAUCACUAGAUAUUUAUGACGUAAGAGCCCUCAUUUACGUUACUCUUCUUCGAAUAGAAACAAACCUAGUUGAAAAAGCCAGCUUGAGUGUCACUCUUUCAUCUUUGUUACUUUACAGGGAAGAAAAACCAACUCGUUUUGUAGAGUCUAGUUAAAGAGCCAUUUCAAAUAAAGCUAAUCUCAAAUACUACUCUGGAAAAAACAAAAAAAACAUUUGCACAUUCAAUUUCACAUUUGCCCUCAAGCUUCGCUUCUCUGCCAAAUAUUCAUUUUCGGGACAAUCUUUUAACCGCGGACAUUAUCAGCCGACAUAGCAGUCGCCUGAAGAGACCGGUUUAUUUACUAAAUAUUUUUUCACGGGUGCAUGUGCCUUAUACAUUAGAAGUGUCUUUGUGGACUGAACUUGGUGAACACGAAUUUAUUCAUUGUAAAAGUGUCGCCUAAGAAAUUGCAAACUCCUCCGGCUCAGUACGUGUAAACGUUACUACAUAGCUAAAAUGUUUGUGGCCAGACCAAAAAUUCAUAGGAACCUGAACAAAACAUUUCGAUUUAUCACUGCGGAGUGAGAAACUCAGAAACUCAAAAAGAGACCUAAAACUAGAUGAUGAGGUUUUAUUGAUAGCAUCAGUAAACGCAUUGUAUACAUUUUGUUCCUAUAGGUCAAAUACAGGUGUAUCGGCCGGAUUACACCAGAUGACACCAAGAGAGCUCGCGUAUGUGAAAAUCACAAGAUGUCAAUCGAAUGUCCUGAGAGACGUAAUAUCGACAUCGUAUGGGCAAACUUUGGCCGUCUCAAGGGUGCUCACAUCUGUGGCGAUGGUUUCUUUGGAGUAUUUUCCUGGAACCAAGCCUGCCAGCAUCAAGUGGCCUCCAAGGCUAUUGCCAGGCAAUAUUGUCAAGACAAGGAACAUUGCCUUCUUGAUGCCACCGUUGCCAAAUUUGGGGACGCUUGCUGGGGUACCAAGAAAUAUCUAGAGGUUGGUAAAGAAAUAUUUGAUUUUGAAUUUGAAUAAAGUGGAAGAGCAAACCGAUAUGCUUUCACCUACAUUACAUCAAAAGAAAAUAAGUAAACGAUAAUGGUUAAUUAAGCGACCUCUUUCAAUCAAUCGCCUAACCUUUAAGAUUUUGGAAAGAUGCUUUGUGGUUAGGGAUUCCCCUUUUGCACUAUAUUUGAAAACAAAUGCCCAGGUGAAUGUGGAGUUCUAGAUUUAAUAACUUCGAUGUUUUUUCUGGUUCUAGGUCCGCUACAGAUGCUGCCCGAAGAAGGGUGGAUGUGACUGA